Ictalurus punctatus (channel catfish) is the source of this 8334-nucleotide messenger RNA. It is a transcript of the gene mast2, whose product is annotated as microtubule associated serine/threonine kinase 2. Bases 1559 to 6988 code for a protein of 1809 amino acids. Lineage: Eukaryota; Metazoa; Chordata; Actinopteri; Siluriformes; Ictaluridae. The transcript is spliced from 28 exons. The record is from RefSeq and is a predicted model, not a curated record. Gene Ontology annotation, biological process: intracellular signal transduction; peptidyl-serine phosphorylation. Gene Ontology annotation, cellular component: microtubule cytoskeleton. Gene Ontology annotation, molecular function: protein serine/threonine kinase activity; ATP binding; magnesium ion binding.
CAGGAGCAGGGGAGUGAACGGGCGGAGCCUCAAAGCUCCCCCAUUCAUAUUAUGUAAAUGCACUUGAGCUUGCCAGCGUCUGAUUGGCUGGCUGGAUGUGUUGCCUGGCUGACGGGAGAGACAGAGCAUGCUGUGCAGCAAAUGCUCCUACGCGGUGGACAGAGGAAGAGGGCAGAGGCAUGCGAGAAACACGGAGAAUGCAGAAAAAGCAGACUCGGGUUUCGUUUUCAGAAGAAGAAGCGGCGCAGGUAUCCGAUUCCCCAGCGUACAUGUCAGCCGGGCGAAGAAGCUCUGUAGGAUAAGCCGACCGUGCCGGCUACCGUUACAGGCAGCUCAUUCAUAACCCAUGCCAAAUUAAUGACGAAGAUGAAUAGACGUGAAUAGAAGUGCCACUCUUCCUCUGCUGCUCAUGGCUUACUUUAUUCUCUCGCUGCAGCUAUAUACAGAGAUAUGGAAACCGCGGAAAGUCUGACUGCAUGCAAAUAAACACCGCAUCAUCGCUCCGUCUGUCGUUCGGACACCAGAGCUCAGAGGUUGAGGGAAAGGAAGGAUUGGAAUCUCACAGUGACUGACUGAGUGGAGUUUUUUGCUUGUAGGCUGCUUCUGGAGCUGUGAAGUCUUUCUGGAUCAGCUGAGUGGAGACAGUGUGUCUCUUGCAGAUAUUUAGGAACCAAUCAUCCACCAUACCUCACUGGCUAAACCCUAUAGAACUGUCACGUGAGUAAUAAUCAGCUGAGAAGAAUAUUGUUUAGACCUUUUUUUUUUGUUUAUUAUUCUUCUACUGGGAGUGGUUCUGGUGCAAAGGAUGGUAUUUGUGUUGGAAAUGAUUGCUGUCUUUUAAAUAAGAGGAGAAGGACUGUUCUAUUUCUAGCCUCCAAGCUGCCAUUUUCAUCACUAAAAGCCCAGCAGUAGUGAAGAGCCAGGGGUUUCCAUAGAAAUCAGUCCUUAUGGGAAUCCACAGAUAGGAAGCGAUAGCAGGGGAAGGCCAACGGCGCUAUGCUACACGUCCUCGCUUGGAGGGGCUCGGUGCCAGAGAUGGGUGUUUAUCCUGUGCUGAAUCGAUGACGAGUCGAGAGAGGGUCUUCAGUCGAAGGGCAAGAUCAUACAGCAGAUAUCAACAUUGGACAAGUGCUGAGCUUUGCAAUUUGGAGCUCCACAGAACAGUGUGUGUUUAUGCGAAGGUCUGCACUCCUCUGACCGGAAUAGACGAGAAGAAACUGUAAUGUAUUUUUAUGAAAACUUGCUCAGAAGCAUUAGGACCAUCAAAGCUACUUUAACAGUAUUCCAUUGCUGUGACUUAAUAAUGCAGGUGAAGUAGCUUGGCUGAAAUGCGCACUAACUGACGAGCCAGUCUUCGAGAACUGAACUUUCUCCCUUCAUUCAUGCCUGCUUCGGUCUGUCCGUGGAGCGCUUCUCUCUAAUACAACUGCACAGGGUGAACUGAAAGUGCCUGUCCUUGCCCAGAGUCCUUACCUCGGAUCUUGUGUUGACUACUCGCGGGACUUUUAAUAAGGUGCUAAAUCAGCAUAUCUGAAGCUGAUUUCUGGAGGACCGCACAAUGGACGACUCCAGUAUUCUAAGACGGCGAGGUCUCCAGAAGGAGCUGAGCCUUCCCCGAAGAGGCAGUUUUUGUCGGACGAGCAACAGGAAGAGCCUGAUCGUGACCUCCAGCACCUCUCCCACUCUGCCCAGACCUCACUCUCCACUGCACGGACAUCCCGGGAGCAGCCCAUUGGACAGCCCACGCAAUUUCUCCCCCAACACUGCAGCCCACUUCUCCUUCGUGCCCGCCCGCAGUCACGGGCACAGGGCUGACAGGACGGAUGGCCGGCGCUGGUCUCUUGCCUCACUGCCCUCUUCGGGGUACGGGACCAACACUCCCAGCUCAACGGUCUCGUCAUCAUGUUCAUCCCAGGAGAAGCUGCACCAGCUGCCCUUCCAGCCCACCGCAGACGAGCUGCACUUUCUCACCAAGCACUUCAGCUCCGAGAGCAUCACUGACGAAGAGGGCAGGAGAUCGCCAGCCAUGCGGCCGCGCUCCCGCAGCCUCAGCCCUGGGCGCUCUCCCAUAUCCUUCGACCAUGAGAUUGUCAUGAUGAACCAUGUUUACAAAGAGCGUUUCCCAAAGGCCACGGCUCAGAUGGAGGAGCGUCUGGCCGAGUUCCUGUCCUCCUCGGCGCCAGAGAAGGUCAUGCAUCUGGCCGACGGUGUCUUGAGCUUCAUCCACCACCAGGUGAUCGAGCUGUCCCGAGACUGCCUGGAGAAAUCACGAGAGGGCUUAAUCACCUCCCGCUACUUCUAUGAGCUGCAGGAGAACCUGGAGAAACUGCUGCAGGAUGCUCAUGAGCGUUCGGAGAGUGUGGAGGUGACCUUCGUCACCCAGCUCAUUAAGAGGCUGAUGAUCGUCAUCGCUCGGCCCGCCCGGCUGCUGGAGUGUCUGGAGUUUGAUCCUGAGGAGUUCUAUCACCUGCUGGAAGCUGCAGAAGGCCAUGCAAAAGAAGGCCAGGGAAUCAAAACAGACAUCCCUCGUUACAUCAUCAGUCAGCUGGGCCUUACUAGAGACCCCUUGGAGGAAAUGGCCCAGCUGACCAGUUACGACAGUGGAAACUCAGAAACACCGGAGACUGAAUGCUGCCUCGACUCCUCUGAGAGUCGAGGUGCUACUGUACAGCCAGCUCAGCCACAGCCUAAGACCAAAACACCAAGAGAAGAGGACUUUGAAACCAUCAAACUCAUCAGUAACGGAGCUUACGGGGCUGUGUUUUUGGUGAGACAUAAGGAGACACGUCAGCGUUUCGCCAUGAAAAAGAUCAACAAGCAGAACUUGAUUCUGAGGAACCAGAUCCAGCAGGCGUUUGUGGAGAGGGACAUCCUCACCUUUGCAGAGAACCCGUUCGUCGUCAGCUUUUUCUGCUCCUUCGAAACACGCAGACACCUCUGCAUGGUCAUGGAGUAUGUGGAGGGUGGGGACUGUGCCACUCUACUAAAACACAUCGGUGCGCUGCCUGUGGAUAUGGCACGCAUGUACUUUGCUGAAACCGUACUGGCACUGGAAUACCUGCACAACUAUGGAAUUGUACACCGUGACCUCAAACCUGACAAUCUUCUAAUCACUUCAAUGGGCCACAUCAAACUGACAGAUUUUGGCCUGUCAAAGAUUGGCCUUAUGAGUCUCACCACUAACUUGUAUGAGGGCCACAUUGAGAAAGACGCCCGUGAGUUCUUAGAUAAGCAGGUGUGUGGUACACCUGAAUAUAUCGCCCCGGAGGUGAUACUCAGACAGGGUUAUGGGAAACCAGUGGACUGGUGGGCCAUGGGAGUCAUCCUGUAUGAGUUUUUGGUGGGCUGUGCACCUUUCUUCGGAGACACCCCCGAAGAACUGUUUGGACAAGUCAUCAGCGAUGAGAUAGUGUGGCCUGAGGGGGACGAAGCUCUUCCUCCAGACGCUGAAGACCUCAUCUCUAAACUUCUCCGACAAAACCCACUGGAGCGAUUGGGAACAGGAAGUGCGUUUGAGGUGAAGCAGCACAGGUUCUUCAUUGAUCUGGACUGGAACAGUCUCCUGAGGCAGAAAGCUGAGUUUAUCCCUCAGCUCGAGUCUGAGGAGGAUACCAGCUACUUUGACACUCGCUCUGACAGGUAUCACCACGUGGACUCUGAGGAAGAGGAGGAUACCAAUGACGAUGAGCGCUUGGAGAUCCGCCAGUUCUCUUCCUGCUCCCCACGAUUUAACAAGGUUUACAGCAGUAUGGAGCGUCUGUCCCUACACGAGGAGAAGCGCACUCCUCCCCCCACCAAGCGCAGUCUCAGCGAGGAGGGCACCGAGAGACUCGACAGUCUCAGCAGCCUCAAGUCUCGGGACCGCAGCUGGAUGGUGGGAUCGCCUGAAAUCCUGCGUAAGCGCCUGUCAGUGUCCGAGUCUUCACACACUGAGAGCGACUCCAGCCCCCCUCUAACAGUACGCCGCCGCUGCUGCUCUGCGAUCAUUGAAAUGCCUCGGUUCGCUAUCUCCACCGAGGAGGAGAGCACCAGGAAGACUCCAAUCAGGGCUCAGCGCAGUGAAGAGCUCCCUUCUGCUAUCCCAGAACUCCCAGUGGAGAGGGAGCUCCGACUGGAUGAUUCUCCCAUCACACCAGGCUCCACUUCCAGCCAAGCCACCCGCGGCACGCUCACACCUGGCAGCGGUAGCGAUUCUGUGGAUAGAGGACCUCCUCGCUGCGGCAGUACUGAGGGAGCAGAUAAUUCCACUCCCAAAGCCAUCAGCGACCUGGCAGUCCGUCGAGCUCGCCAUAGACUGCUGUCAGGAGACACUGAGAAACACACGUCACGGCCACUCAACAAGGUCAUCAAAUCAGCCUCGGCCACUGCGCUGUCGCUCAUGAUUCCUACAGAGCACCAUGGAGCCUCUCCCCUGGCCAGCCCCAUGUCUCCUCAUUCCCUGUCCUCCAAUCCAUCGUCUCGGGACUCGUCUCCCAGCAGGGACCUAUCACCGGCUGUUUGCAGCGUGAAACCUGCCAUCGUUAUCCACCGAGCAGGCAAGAAGUAUGGCUUCACGCUGCGUGCCAUCCGUGUCUACAUGGGAGACACUGAUAUCUACACCGUACACCAUAUGGUCUGGCAUGUGGAGGAGGGAGGACCAGCUCAUGAAGCAGGUCUGAGAGAGGGAGACCUCAUCACACACGUUAAUGGAGAAACGGUCCACGGGCUUGUUCACACCGAGGUCGUGGAGCUCAUUCUCAAGAGUGGAAAUAAGGUGUCUAUAUCAGCCACUCCCUUUGAGAACACAUCCAUUAAGGUUGGGCCGGCUCGUAAAAGCAGCUGCAAGUCUAAAAUGGCUCGGCGCAACAAAAAGACCAAAACAAGAGAGGGACAGGACAGUAAGAAGAGGAACUCCCUAUUUCGGAAGAUCACUAAGCAAGCGUCUCUCCUGCACACCAGUCGUAGCUUGUCAUCUCUGAAUCGUUCUGUGUCAUCGGGUGAGAGUGUGCCUGGAUCUCCCACACACAUGUCCCCUCGCUCCCCAACGCAGGGAUACCGCUCCACACCGGAUUCGGCCCACUCGGUUGGGGGAAAUUCAUCUCAGAGCAGCUCUCCCAGCUCCAGCGUGCCAAACUCUCCUGCCAGCUCUGGUCAGAUCCGACCCAGUUCCCUGCAUGGCCUGGCCCCAAAGCUGCAGCGCCAGUACCGCUCCCCUCGGCGCAAGUCUGCUGGUAACAUUCCCCUGUCGCCACUGGCCCGUACUCCCUCACCAACGCCCCAGAGCACCUCCCCUCAGCGCUCCCCUUCUCCACUGCCCAGCCAUGCACUCCUGAGCUCCUCCAUCGGUCAGUCCUUUCCUGUAAAACUGCACUCUUCUCCUCCGCUGGUGCGCCAGAUCGCGCGUCCGAAGAGUGCUGACCCGCCUCGCUCCCCUCUACUGAAACGUGUGCAGUCAGCGGAGAAACUGGCAGCCUCACUCUCAUCCUCCUCCUCGUCUCCCUCUCCUUCGUCCGCUGCCGAUAAGAAGCUGCCGGUGGGCGCUGGCCGCAAGCACAGUCUGGAAAUCACACACACCGAAUUUAAGAAGGAGAUGCUCCAGAGGGAGCCAAGUUUGCAGAGCUUGCAGGAGUGCGCUAGUGAGACUCUUCUGGGAGGGAGGGUGUCUCCAGCCGAAAAGGCCACCCUGCAGAAGCCUUUAGCCCGUAAGCUAGGUCGGCAGGAAGGCCCCGACUCUGCCACUGGAUCGUUAGGGCUGGCUCCUGGUAAGAGCAAGCUGAAGGACAAGCUGUCAGCUAUCCGGCAGGAUCGUGCUGAACGCAGAGAGUCUCUGCAGAAGCAGGAUGCCAUCCAUGAAGUGGAUUCCUCUGAGGAUGAGACAGAUGAGGGUUCAGAGGACAGCCAGGAUGGACGCAGGACAAGCUUUGUCCCUCCUAGUCAUGUGCUUCGGCCCACGAGUGUGAUAGGAUCCGCACAUAUCAGGACAGGGCCUGCUGCUUUAACUACUCUGCCUCUGACCCCAUGCACAGUGGCUCAGCCAGGCUCUCCUCAGCUCAGCCAAGGUCUGCAGGCCCAAAACCAGACGCAAGCCCAACCUUCAUCAUUGGCAGCUAACAAAUCUGAGCAAGAACCCACCCAGACCCUGAUAUCUACUCCCUCUGCUGCCUCUACCUCAGCCCUACCAGAAAAUUCCAGCGAGAGACGGGGAAAGAUUCAGGACUCUGUGUCCAGCAGUAAAACACCUGGUCCUCAACCCAGCUCUCUGACCAGCACUUUUUCUACACCUGGUAGCGCGUUUACGACUGUCAGCAAGGACCCUUUUGUCAAACCCUUAGCACCCACUGCAGACCGGAGGACUGCCAAAGUGAUCAGCAAGCAAGAGCCCAGCACAGUGCCUGUCAUAACCCGAGAACCCCAAACCCCUACUCCACCAACUGGAGGCAUCACUAAGGAGAUGAAGGAUGCAGACAACCGGAGACAAGCAGCUGCCGCUGCUGCAGCAACCUCCUCCAUCUCCAUAGCAGCUGAGAGUGGAGUGGAUAAAGUGGUUUCCCAGCUGGCCACAGUGGCCAAGAGCAUGCUAGGGCCGGUCAAGCUCAACAUCCCAGGGACCAAAGAUGCCACUGAGCGGAGCAAGGAGACCAGACCUCAGGCAGACAUGGUGCACCCAAAAAGCAAAGAUCCACAUUUGAACAGUUCUCGUUCUCCUGAAAAGACAUUUCCAACAGUUGCUUCUGUCUCCAAAACAGGGCGACAGUCUGAAUCCCCCACUCGACAGUCCCCUGCAGUAUCCGAGUUACCUUCGACUUCACAUAGGUUCCAGGAAACCGCAGGAGCUUCAAAGAGGCCUUCCAUCCCAAAAGACAGCUCAUCAGGACCAGGAGAGUCCCAGGAGAGGCCAGGAACUCCACGGAGCAGUGCCUCCCAGAGGCCCAGCCCUGAAGCACAUUCCCAGAGCCAGGCCAAAGCCAGUUCCUCCGCACAGCAAGACAAAUCCAGCAAGAAGACAUAGCAGUCUUGCGCAGAAAAAAAGACAACUCGCCUAGCAUGCAUGUUAAAAAAAUACAAAAAUAUACUUCACACUAACCUUGAGAGGAAAGAAGUAAAAGAAGCAAAUUCGAGCAAAGGAGCUUAGCAGCUUCAUUGUGGAUUGUUCUUUAUUUGAGGACUUUUGGAUUGCUUUUAUUUUCCUCUUUACCACUAUUCUCAGCAUUGUUUUAUUGAGUUCAGAAAAAAAGAAAAUAUGGGGCUAGAAAUAAACCAUUUGAAGACAAACAUUGUAACAUUCAGUGCGUGUUCACUGGGAAAUUAGGUUCUCACUUUAUUUGCUGUUUUAGGUCUAGUGGUGCCUUAAUAUAAAUUAAAAAGUCCUCACUUGUAAGUCUGUUUGCCAUUCAUUGAUGGAGGCAAGAUGUAUCUCAGCAAUAAAAUCAACAUAUGCUUAGCAAUUUCUAUUAAUGUAGUAGAAUCCUGCAUUCAGUUGGCUGAAAACCACCACUACAUUUUCCAUCAGUGACCAUUACAGUACAUUUCCAACAGUUUGAGUACUGUACAAAUUGCGUGCAUGGAAUAUUACACAUUUCUCACUAGUGCUAAAAAUUAAUUACGCAAAAGAGCCUAUAAUAUUAUUUAAAACAAGUUUCCCAGUUAAGAACAAAAGGUUAAAUUAGAUGUGUGAUUAAAAAAUAUAUAUAUAUAUUUAAUUUGUUGGCAGGAUUUCAUGUUUCUUCAAGUUGUUUAGCUGUACAAACUUAUUCCACCUGCCAGGAUACAUGUUAUUAUGGUAAAACAUCAGGCCACAUGUACAUGCUUGGUGUAUAGAUGAUUGUAUAUGAUGUACUGAUAUUAAUGACGUCGUCUGAUCUCAAUACUGAUGUCUGAAAAAAGUGCGCCUAAUUGGAAAUGUUUUGUUUUUAUUUCUAGCCCCUGCUCUCUUUUUUUUAUUUUAUUAUAAUUAAUAACAACUGAAAUGGUUUUUAUUUUUAGGAUCUGGACCAACUUGCUGUGUUCUUUCUGUAUAUUUGCCAUUAAUCUUUUAAAGUCAGAAAACUUGUACAGGCUUGUUAAUGAGUGAGUGAGCGUGUGUGUGUGCGUGCGUGUGUGUGUGUGCGCGCGCUUAUAUAAACGGAUAUUUAAAGUUCUGUGUCAGUUUUAUAUCUGAGUGUAUUGGGAGUGUAUCUUAGAUUAGAUUCUGUCUUUGCCAUUUCAGCAGUGUCUGAUUUAGACAUUUAUUACUAGCAGGCAAGGAUGUAUUUGCACAAUCCAUUUUUACUUUGUGUCAUAUGAAUACUAAUAAAAUACAGUCCAAUCAGAUCCCAGGGCUUGUUGGGGUCUUGAGGGGUUUGACCAAUCAUUUAA